Molecule: messenger RNA, 4989 nt
Organism: Morone saxatilis (striped sea-bass)
Lineage: Eukaryota; Metazoa; Chordata; Actinopteri; Moronidae
Product: glutamate receptor 2-like
Exons: 9
Coding region: 1-1503 (500 amino acids)
Biological process (GO): modulation of chemical synaptic transmission; synaptic transmission, glutamatergic; monoatomic ion transport
Cellular component (GO): AMPA glutamate receptor complex; plasma membrane; postsynaptic membrane
Molecular function (GO): AMPA glutamate receptor activity; transmitter-gated monoatomic ion channel activity involved in regulation of postsynaptic membrane potential
Source: RefSeq, a predicted model, not a curated record
AUGGUAUUGAUCUUGUUCCAGGGAUUUGUAGAUGGUGACCUCUCUAAAAUCCAGUAUGGAGGUGCAAAUGUGUCUGGCUUUCAGAUAGUAGAUUUUGAUGAUCCUGUGGUGGCAAAGUUUGACCAACGAUGGGAGGCCCUGGAAGAGAAGGAGUAUCCUGGAGCUGAUACACGGAUCAGAUAUACCUCAGCCCUCACCUAUGAUGCUGUCCACGUGAUGACAGAGGCAUUCCGCUUUCUUCACAAGCAGAGAAUAGACAUGAGUCGUCGUGGCAACAGUGGGGACUGUCUAGCCAAUCCGGCAGUGCCUUGGGCACAGGGGGUGGAGAUUGAACGUGCCCUCAAACAGCAAGCGGAUCAGCGGCGCACGGCCGUCACGGUCAGGGUCUGCUUCGACCAGCGGGUGUUGGGAAUGCUAGGUUACUGCGUUGACCUGGCUGCAGAGAUUGCAAAGCACUGUGGAAUACGCUACCAGCUAAGAAUUGUGGGAGAUGGCAAAUAUGGAGCAAGAGAUGCAGAAACCAAGAUCUGGAAUGGUAUGGUUGGAGAGCUGGUGUAUGGGAAAGCAGAUAUAGCAGUUGCUCCCCUGACAAUCACUCUUGUUCGUGAAGAGGUGAUAGAUUUCUCCAAACCCUUCAUGUCUUUGGGAAUCUCCAUCAUGAUCAAAAAGCCACAGAAGUCCAAACCAGGAGUCUUCUCCUUUCUGGACCCACUAGCCUAUGAAAUCUGGAUGUGCAUUGUCUUUGCCUACAUAGGAGUUAGCGUUGUGCUCUUUCUGGUAUCCAGAUUCAGCCCCUAUGAGUGGACGCUAGAGGAGCCAGAGGAUGGAGCUUUGCCUCUAACAACUGAAUCCACCAAUGAGUUUGGAAUCUUUAACUCCCUUUGGUUCUCUUUGGGUGCUUUCAUGCGGCAGGGUUGUGACAUCUCACCAAGGUCUCUUUCAGGUCGUAUAGUGGGGGGUGUGUGGUGGUUUUUUACUCUGAUCAUCAUCUCGUCAUACACUGCCAACCUAGCUGCCUUCCUGACAGUGGAGAGGAUGGUUUCUCCCAUUGAGAGUGCUGAAGACCUGGCUAAACAGACAGAAAUAGCAUAUGGAACCCUGGACUCUGGAUCCACCAAGGAGUUCUUCAGGCGCUCUAAAAUCGCCUUGUUUGACAAGAUGUGGCAGUACAUGAAAUCAGCAGAACCUUCCGUCUUUGUCAAGAAAACAUCGGAGGGGGUCCUGCGUGUCAGGAAGUCCAAAGGGAAGUAUGCCUACCUGCUGGAGUCCACCAUGAACGAGUACAUCGAGCAGAGGAAACCUUGUGACACCAUGAAAGUGGGAGGAAACCUGGACUCCAAAGGCUAUGGCAUCGCAACACCCAAAGGAUCCCCAUUAAGGUGGGUGGAUCAGUAUAACAAUGCUAGCCAACCUGCACUGCCAUGUACCAUUCACACUACUAACCUGCUGCCUAGCAUACUGUUCCUCUCCCCAUUCACACAGUUAAUUUCUCCACACCUUUAAACUUGCGCUGAGUGGAUUCAGAAACUUCCUCCCUUAGUGCACUGAAGUCUUAACAGUAAUGAUCAGAAUACACUGGCUGACUACCUGCUAUAGCAGUCAGGUGGUUUUUAGCCAGCGUGUGAGCUGUGGCUGUGCUCAAGAAAAUAAACCACCAUGGGGAGCAAUGUAGUCUGGUCCCACGACUUAGUACUCAGUACUGAGUGUUGCAGUAUGCGAGUGUGAUGAAUGGGGCAUGGCGGCUUACUCGUUGUUAUAAUAAUCCACCUACCCUGAUGACAUCAUCUCAGUGGUUUGUAUUUUGACCAUGGUUACCACCUCUGACCAAUGUCUAGUGGUGGUUGCUGUGACAUUUUUGGAGGGCCAUUAAAGUUUGAGAUUUCAGGUCUUAAAGAAAUGCUUUAUCACAAAAAAUUUAUUGGGUAUACACUUUGGAUAAUGUAGUCCUCUUCUUUGUAUUAUUAAAUGUGAUAACUUGAUACAAUGAUCAAUGUGAAAUAUUCUCAGCCAUAUGCUGUUUUAUUUAUUGUCUUUAUAAUUUAAAACUGAUUUAAUGUUCUUUCUAAUGAGGAGAAAUUGGUUGCAGGUUUUUAACAAUUAUGAUGAGCUGGCUCUUUAAGACCUGGAUCAAAGGACUGUUGUUUAUGUGUUUAUGACCUAAACAUUUGUUUGUGUGUGUGUGUGUGUGUGUGUGUGUGUGUGUGUGUGUGUGUGUUUGUGUAAAAACAUUUGUUUUCCAUUAGAAAUGUAUCGUCUCUCCUUCCAAAGAAAUAAUUGGACAUAUAUUCUAAGUACAUAUUUUAUAGAGAUAAGACUUUAGUCAUUAAUCCAAUUCCCUCAGAACUUCUUGUUUUAGAAACUUUCUAAGUCGUUUAAUAGCGGGAAAGAGUAUAUUUAAAAUUCUUUGAAUUUACCUGUGAAUAUUAUAUUCCAUUUUCUGCCAAUAGAAAAUCCUUAAAGGUCCAGUGUGUAACAUUUAAGAAGAUCUAUUGGCAGAAAUGGAAUAUAAUAUUCAUAUGUUUUCAUUAGACUAUAAUUAUCUGAAUAUAGGAAUUGUUGUUUUACCUUAGAAUGAGGUGUAUCUUCAGACACCAAGGUUUGCCUUCCAUGGAGGCCGCCAUGUAGAACCGCCAUUCUUCUACAGAAGCCUUCGGUUUCUUCUACAUGUUUUCAGUGGAUGAGUUAUAGAUUUAAUAAAUAUCUAUGACAAAUCCAUGUGCACAGCAUUGAACAAUGACAGCAACGUCUCUUUCCAGAAGCCAGUCGCUCUGACACAGACUUUUUUUGUCUGAGUAACGUUUAUGUUUGGUUCAAACCAUAUACAUUGCAACUGAAGUUACAUCCACAGUGAAGAAAUUUUACCCUCCUCUAUACAUUUUUAGUGACCAAAAAGGCCAGGUCCCUCACUUGCGCAGUCAAAAACAUUCCACUACAGAAUAUAUAAAUAAUGAAAAUGAUGAAAAUUAAAAUAAAUAAUGAGGUGUGUGUGUGUCUGUGUCUGUGUGCGCGGGUUGGUGCAUGUGCAUUGAGCUGCAUGAUAGUCCCUGAAUUUGUUUCUCACUUUUGUGUCGUUUCAGCUUCUCUCUCUCCUUGUCUCUGUGUUGCUGUCUCUCUCAGUUGGCUCUGAAAGCUAACUUUUUUCUGCACAAUGUAUUUAUGUUUUGAUGACGAUUGCAGUUACUUGUCUGUGUCAAUUUGCAGUUAUAGCUACAUUAAGCGAUUUUUAUAUAAUUGAAAUAAUACAUUUUAUUUAUAAGUGCUUUUCUAAGUAGUCAAAAACAGUAUACAUAAAAACAUUAAAGCAGUAAAACAACAACAAAUAGUAAAACACUAAAAACACAUUAGACCAAGCUAAACAUUAAAAGUAAAUAAUACUCCAGUUUAUAGCUGAUUUGUUGACAGCUUAAACAGAGCCACCUGGACAUCCCAGUGGAUUUUUUUGGUACAGUAAUUAGCUGCUGGGCGUCUGUUGCCCCCCUUUUCCUUCCCUUACUAUACACACCUGCUGGAAUGUUACAUGCCUCAGGGUUUGCUGUCAUUUGAUUAAAUCACAACUAAUGUUGGAAUAUGCACCAUUAAAGCACAAUAGAAGCCAAAAUGGAUAACUAGAAACUAGAUUUUAAAAAAAAGACAAAUCUUCAAGGCAUGACUUGAAGAUCAGGUCGUAAAGUAGCACCCACCUGAAGAAUGCCCUAAUUAUGUCCGGUAUAAUCAGUGAUCUAAUAGUGCAUAAUCCAAAAAAAAGUUCUAGUCAGUCACUUUUUGGGGCCCUAAAUAAAUAAAUCGGGAAUUAUUAAAUAAAAGUUCCUUGAAAUAAAUAAAUGUAGCCAUUGCCAAGUGCUUGCUCAUGGUGUGAACUGUUGGGUCUCUGUAAAUAAUUAAAAAAGAGUACGGUCCAGAAUCCUGAGAUAACUUUUGUUAUGAUUUAGCACUAUACAAAUAAAACUCAAUUAAAUUAAUUUUUUUUUUUUUAAAUUAUUUAACAUUUAUUUAAUAUCAACUCAACUGGCAUUAUCAAAAUCUGUUGGUGUCAUCAUUACAAUGUAACUUUUACAGUAAGCCCUCCUUGAUGAAAAAAUAACCACACUCAGAUAUGUCCACAAGGUUAGUCUUUAGCCUCUGAUAUUAAUUAGUUAACACAUAUUUCCGUGUUAAAAAGUGUAAUAGCUAAAAUAUAAAAUAAGGUACAUUUGAUGGGGACUUCUCAACAUUUAUGAAAUGUUGCAUCAUGAAUUGAACACAGCUGUAUUGAAACAGUAAAUUAAUUUUUUAUAAAAUUUGAGUCAGUUUUAUAGAUAACAGUAGGAUGUAGGAUUUAGUGGCAUUUAGCGGUGAAAGUGCAUAUUGCAACCAAGUGAAUACAGCGGACUCUUGUAGAAUGCAAGGAGAUUCUCAGGUGGCAGUAUAAUGAAAAAUGCAUAUUAAUAUUAUAUUCUGUUUCUGCCAUAUUCUGCAAAUAGAACCUCCUAAAUCGUACACACUUGACCUUUAUAUAUGUAAGACUGAUAGAGUUAAGUUUAAAAACUUAAGAGGAAGUUCAGAAGGGCAAGAGAGUUGUAUUCUGAUGACGUACAUCUGUAGCACCAGCAACCGUUUCACACUACUUCAAUAAUACAUUUUAUUACCAAAAAUAUCGCUUAAUGGAGCUUUAAGUUUAAAUCUUUGGUAGAAUUACUAUAUAAUUGCUAUUGUUGUACUCUAACAUGGUAGAACCAGAUACAUAUUUUUCAAUUUUGAUGACUUUCAGUUAGUAAUACUCUUGAUUCAGAACUAAAUAGUGGAUGAGUUAUUCACUGAACUUCUGCAAACAUUAUUUUCCACUUUUCUCAUGUCUCUGCUUCUAGCAUGAUUUUCCUGAUGUCUUAAUGUUUUUUUUUCAUGUUGCUACUAUUUAAGUUAAAGUGUGUAAUUAAUGUUAUAAUGUCAAUGGCGUGUUUAGUGCAGAAGACAGAAAAUUCAAGUGCUCAAACCGUUUGGCAUAUGAAAAUU